Messenger RNA from Anopheles coustani, 1506 nucleotides. RefSeq names its product 5-hydroxytryptamine receptor 1-like. Bases 1 to 1506 code for a protein of 501 amino acids. The transcript has a single exon. Gene Ontology annotation, cellular component: dendrite; membrane. The record is from RefSeq and is a predicted model, not a curated record. Gene Ontology annotation, biological process: chemical synaptic transmission; G protein-coupled receptor signaling pathway, coupled to cyclic nucleotide second messenger. Gene Ontology annotation, molecular function: G protein-coupled serotonin receptor activity; neurotransmitter receptor activity. Lineage: Eukaryota; Metazoa; Arthropoda; Insecta; Diptera; Culicidae.
AUGGCUUCGGCCACCAACUUCACCAUCCCUGCCAGCAAGCAACGCACGGACCUCGACGGAACCGGCUCGGGCGGCGUGCCGGUCGCCCUUACCGUGGCUACAGCCGUCACCAACCUGCUGCUAGCCGGCAGUCCCAGCCACGCCGCCAGCCCGACGCCCUUCGCGCUCGCCGCGUCCACCGCCCUCACGACUGAACCCGCCGGCCAGCCGUACUACCUCUACGGCGGCUCGAACCUGAGCUCUCUAGCGUACCUCGAUGCGAACACCACCUCGCUGUCCCUGUCCGCGUCCGCGUCAUCAGUGGCGUCGGCGGCGGCGGCGGCUGCGACGUCAGCCACGACAACCACGCUCCUGACGGCCGACGGUGAACUGCUGCCGACCGGUUCCGCCGAGGUGACCGUCUCCACGAUCGUGAUCAGCAUCAUCCUGCUCGCCGUCAUAGUCGGCACCGUCAUCGGCAACGUGCUGGUGUGCGUGGCCGUGUGUCUCGUGCGCAAACUGCGCCGUCCCUGCAACUACCUGCUCGUCUCGCUCGCCAUCUCCGACCUGUGCGUGGCGCUGCUCGUCAUGCCGAUGGCGCUAGUGUACGAGGUGCUCGAGGAGUGGCGCUUCGGCGAGGUGUUCUGCGACAUCUGGGUCGCGUUCGACGUGCUCUCGUGCACCGCCUCCAUCCUCAACCUGUGCGCCAUCUCCGUCGAUCGGUACUGGGCCAUCACCAAGCCGCUCGAGUACGGCGUCAAGCGGACGCCCCGUCGGAUGAUCGCUUGCAUCGUGCUGGUGUGGCUGGCGGCGGCCUGCAUCUCGCUCCCACCGCUGCUCAUCCUCGGCAACGAGCACGAGGUCAACGGGCAGCCGGCGUGCUCGGUGUGCCAGAACUUCUUCUACCAGAUCUACGCCACGCUGUGCGCCUUCUACAUCCCGCUCGCCGUCAUGCUGUUCGUGUACUUCCAGAUCUUCCGCGCCGCCCGGCGCAUCGUGAUGGAGGAGAAGCGGGCCCAGAAGCGGCUCGAGAGUGCCAUCAACGGGGCGACGCAGGGUGCGGUGCUGCAGGGGAAAAAGGAGAAGCUCCCGCCCGGCAUCACCGCCGACGGUCGGGGAGUGGCCGGGAAGGUGACCACCGGCUCGCCGCAGAACAAGCGGCUCCGGUUUCAGCUCGCCAAGGAGCGCAAAGCGUCGACGACGCUCGGCAUCAUCAUGUCCGCGUUCACCAUCUGCUGGUUGCCGUUCUUCAUCCUCGCGCUCGUGCGCCCGUUCAUGAAGGACGACCACCGGACGCUGUCCUCUUUCUUCCUCUGGCUCGGGUACGCCAACUCGCUGCUCAAUCCGAUCAUCUACGCCACGCUGAACCGCGACUUCCGGAAGCCGUUCCAGGAGAUCCUGUACUUCCGCUGCUCCAGCCUCAACAACAUGAUGCGGGAGGACUUCUACCACAGCCAGUACGGCGAUCCCGGCUCGCAGCGGCUGGUCAUCACGAACGACGGUGGGGCACGGGAGAGCUUUCUGUGA